UUCGGCGGAGUGAACGACGGACUAUUUACUCAACAGUUGCUUAAUUUUAAACUUGUCCUAAAGCAAUUACGACAUGGCCCGUACCAAGCAGACUGCCCGUAAAUCUACCGGAGGAAAGGCGCCAAGGAAGCAGCUCGCUACCAAGGCAGCCAGGAAGAGCGCCCCAUCCACAGGGGGGGUGAAGAAGCCCCAUCGUUACAGGCCUGGAACUGUGGCUCUGAGGGAGAUCCGUCGUUAUCAGAAGUCCACAGAGCUGCUCAUCCGCAAGCUGCCCUUCCAGCGUCUGGUGAGAGAAAUCGCCCAGGAUUUCAAGACUGACCUGCGUUUCCAGAGUGCUGCCAUCGGUGCUCUUCAGGAGGCCAGUGAGGCUUACCUGGUGGGUCUGUUUGAGGACACCAACUUGUGCGCCAUCCACGCCAAACGUGUCACCAUCAUGCCCAAGGACAUCCAGCUGGCUCGCAGGAUAAGGGGAGAGAGAGCCUAAAUGGCUAGUGGCAGCAAUUGUCAAGAUGAUCCUAUUUAUCGUACCUAACCAUAUUUUUUUUUUCGUGGACACUUUUAUUUCUUGGGUAUUUUUUAUAAGUUUUCUUUUGGAUUUUGUAUUGUAUGUUUAGAGACAAUAUGUCAGCCAUUCCACAAGCCUGAGUAAACUUAGGGUAGUUGGAAAUGUUGUGCAGUAGGACUUAUCUACCUGUUUCCAUCAUGGGUCAUAACAGUCGUCAUUGCCACCCCUCAAGUUGUUGUGGGCAUCAGGCUCCCUCUGGGGGAUGGAGUUGUCUUUUUGAAGCGAGGAUGAAUUCUUCACAUCUUCCAUGGGGUCCAAGGUUUUACUUCGCCCAUCUACCAUUUUACCACAAAAUGCCAGCAUGUCUUGCUCAACAGGCCUCACCGCAGUGUCAGGAUGUCUUCUGCCACAGUUGAUACUCUACACUCGGUGACAAAGAGCAUGGCAGACCCCCCUCUGUAUUUUUCUGGACUGCUUUUUACAUGUUUUCCAACAUAAAAUCUUGGCAGCUACAUUUAAUACUAUUUAUGAAAUUGUUGUCACAUGUCUUUCUAUUAAAGGUCUUUAUGAGUAGAA
Molecule: messenger RNA, 1081 nt
Organism: Scomber japonicus (chub mackerel)
Lineage: Eukaryota; Metazoa; Chordata; Actinopteri; Scombriformes; Scombridae
Product: histone H3.3A
Exons: 4
Coding region: 74-484 (136 amino acids)
Cellular component (GO): nucleosome
Molecular function (GO): DNA binding; structural constituent of chromatin; protein heterodimerization activity
Source: RefSeq, a predicted model, not a curated record